AUUGUUUGAACGCGUUCAAAAGUUGUUGUCGUCAUCAUCCCCCCGUCGGUCACACACAAACGUUCGUUCGAUCAUGACGGCGAUAAAAUCAGCGCCCCUGACGGCGACGCAAGGGAAAACCGAACGGCUGUUUGGCGACGGGGAGAUUUAAAACGUCGGCGGCGACAUCUGGACUGUCGGCUGCUCCGCAUGCGUGCUUCUGGUAACGACACUGACGACGACGGCAGACGACGGCGUGUUACUCCCGGCGUUUGCCUUCACGCGCGCUCGAGGUGUCUUUCAGAAUCGAAAAUCCAAAGGCCAAUUAAGAAGAAAAAGAGGUAUCUUUCGACGAGUGGCUAUUCAUGGCUAGCGCUCUGCUGCGAAACGCAACGCGUGUAGGAUUGGCGACCAGGAGUCUGAGGAGCAACCGGGUGACCGCGAGAACGAGUGACGAAAGGUGCAUCAUGACCGGUCGGGCGAGACUCGAGAAGGUCUUCGAGGAGUUGCAUACGAAUCCCUAUUACGACAAGUACGCUGAAAAGAUCGCGAAGCUGCAGCGGACCAGCCCGGAGGAAUUUCUGCAACGCAUCGAGCAACAGGAGAAGAAAAUUCGCGAGAAGCAAGUUAAACGCGUAAUUGUAAAUUAUCAGCCCUCGAAAUCGGCAACAUUUCCAUUCCUAUUAAAAAAUAUACGCUCGUCUUGGAGUCAAAUAAUAAAGAGGCAGUAUGUAAAAGAUUUAUCUCAAAAUAAGUACAUUACCACACCGAUUUUUUAUGUAAACGCUGGUCCUCACAUAGGACAUUUAUACAGCGCAGUUCUGGCUGAUGCUGUUGCUCGAUAUAACAACAUGUUGGGCCACAAAAUAUUUUUUACUACUGGUACCGACGAGCAUGGUAACAAAAUUAAAACCGCCGCAGCCGCAGCUGGUCUACCGAAUCUCGAGUACUGUACACAAAUUUCGCAGCAGUUCAAGGAAAUGUGCGAUAGGUUCGAAGUGGAUUAUUCGCGUUUCAUUAGAACCACUGAAAAGCGGCAUUGUGAUGCAGUGUAUCACUUUUGGAAACGGUUAGAAGAAAAGGGGCACAUCUAUCUUGGAAAGUACUCUGGAUGGUAUUGCGUAUCGGACGAAGCGUUCCUUUCUGAUGCAGAUUUGAUAGAACAGAAAGAUUCGACCGGCAAAAUAAUCAAGGUCUCCGCGGAAUCGGGAAAUACGGUAGAAUGGACGGAGGAAGAAAAUUAUAAGUUCCGACUUAGUGCAUUUCAAGACGAUCUCAAGUACUGGCUCAAAGAUGAAAACACAGUUAAACCAGCACUGUAUCAUAAAACAUUAUCCCAGUGGGUGGAGGAAGGUGUAUGUUUACAAGACUUGAGUAUUACUAGACUCAGAAAUAAAGUUCCUUGGGCUAUGCCUUCUCCGUGCGACGAGUCUCACUCGAUAUACGUAUGGAUGGAUGCUUUAAUAAAUUAUUUAACAGUCUUAGGAUAUCCAAAUGAAUCGUACAAAGAAUUUUGGCCACCUAAUAUUCAAGUAAUUGGAAAAGAUAUUUUGAAAUUUCACGGUAUCUAUUGGCCAGCAUUCUUAAUAGCGGCAGGUCUCGAGCCUCCAAAGACGUUGCUGUGUCACGCUCAUUGGACUGUUGAUCAUAAAAAGAUGUCAAAAUCAAUAGGAAACGUAAUUUCGCCAUUCAAAGCUGCAAAUGAUUAUUCGGAAGAGGGAUUACGAUAUUUUAUUCUGAGAGAGGCGGUGCCACAGAACGACGCAAAUUAUAGCUCCAAGAAAAUUGUUAACAUACUGAACUCCGAAUUGGCUGAUACACUGGGCAAUUUAGUCAGUCGUUGUGCGGGUAAAGCGGUCAAUCCGUCCAAAGAGUUUCCCGAUCCGGCGAAAUAUUGGAACGUGUUGCAAUCUCAGGUGGCUGAUGAGACUAGAGAGGCUUUAAAGUCGGUAGGUGAAAAAGCACGCAAGAGUUACGAGGAGUACAAUUUGCAUCACGUUGUGGACGCAGUCAUAAGUAUGCUUCAUUGCGCGAAUAAAAUGGUGGCGUAUCAUGAGCCUUGGCAGCUGAGGAAACAAGUCGACGAUGCGAAUUCGAUCGAGGAACUUAAAGCUGUGAUAUCACUGGCUCUGGAAAGUAGUAGAAUAGGAGCUUUAAUACUAUAUCCAAUUAUACCGAGAUUAAGCAGUAGUUUGCUCGAUUUUCUGAAUAUUCCGAAGGAGAAUCGCAUGUGGACGGACACUGUUCCUGAAGUUUUCAACAGUAGCACGAAAGAGAGGCGUAUCGAACACAAUAAUCUGAUAUUGUUUAAGAAAAUAAGGAGUCAAUAAAUAUUUAUACAUUUA
Solenopsis invicta (red fire ant) is the source of this 2324-nucleotide messenger RNA. RefSeq names its product methionine--tRNA ligase, mitochondrial (gene MetRS-m). The coding region runs from base 345 to 2309 and encodes 654 amino acids. NCBI's taxonomy places the organism in Eukaryota, Metazoa, Arthropoda, Insecta, Hymenoptera, Formicidae. Gene Ontology annotation, molecular function: methionine-tRNA ligase activity; ATP binding. The record is from RefSeq and is a predicted model, not a curated record. The transcript has 8 exons. Gene Ontology annotation, biological process: methionyl-tRNA aminoacylation.